CUUUCUUCUAUGUAUAACGAGGGGUAGGCGAAAAAAAAAAAAAUACUUAAUUUGAUUUUGAAUCCCCACAUAUUCUCUCCUCUCCACUCUUAUAAUACACACACACAUAUACAUAUAUAAAUAAAUAUAGUAAUGUCAGAAAAAGCGUCUCAACAAGAUAUGGCGAAAUCUCGAAUUCCUCUCGAGUAUCGUGAUUAUUGUGCAAAUCUUUUAAUCCCACUUAACAAGUGUCGAGGCGAAACUUUUUAUCUUCCUUGGAAGUGUGAAAAUGAACGUCAUGCCUAUGAAAAAUGCCAAUACGAGGAUUUUAAGCGUCGUAUGAAAGAACAACAAGCAAAAGCAGAAGAAGAGGAAUAAAGCUGUAUAAAAGAUUCAAAUUAUAAUAAUAAUGACAAUAAUAAUAAAAAAAAGAACAUAUACACGGAAAUACAAAAUUAUACUGCAUCUAUUUGUAUAUUAUUUUUUUCUGAAGACAAUUAUACAAGUUUUCAUUUUUGCAGACGAAUAAAGAACAGAUAGAAAAUGAUUUUAUAUGUAAUAUGGAAACUACUAUAUAAGAAGACGUAGAUUGCAAAAUUGGAAAAGAUAAAAGCG
Messenger RNA from Cokeromyces recurvatus, 594 nucleotides. RefSeq names its product B18 subunit of NADH:ubiquinone oxidoreductase. Bases 133 to 357 code for a protein of 74 amino acids. The record is from RefSeq and is a predicted model, not a curated record. NCBI's taxonomy places the organism in Eukaryota, Fungi, Mucoromycota, Mucoromycetes, Mucorales, Mucoraceae. The transcript has 3 exons. Gene Ontology annotation, cellular component: mitochondrion.